AUGAAACCACAUUUAACCUUUGAAGAAUGCGCAAGUCUGUAUGCGAAUACGAACACAAAAUCAAUGAGUCUUGCAACCCUUAUGAUUACUUUGUGCUCUAAGCAUAAACGAUCGGAAGUGGAAAGAAGGAAAUAUAUUGAUGAAUUGAAAAAUAUUAUUCAUCAUUUUGAUGAAGGCUCUGCCACUAUUAGAACCAUUGAUAUUGCCAUUUCUACAUUAGUGCAAGAAGAAGGCUAUGAUGAGGUUGUAACUCUUGUUAGAAAACUUGGAAAUUCAUCACUUGCUUCUCUGAAGAGUUUUAGAUUGGAUCAAAUCUUAAAAGUUCUCUCAAGUUAUCCGAAUGAUUUUGAAUUGGAUAUUGCCAAACAUAUAUUUUCUGUUUUACUUGAAAGAAAACAAGUCAGUUUAUACGCCUACAAUUACUAUGCACAGUGUUUGUUUAAAUAUAAUUUUGAAGAGGGGAUGACAUUAUUACAUGAAAUGAAUGCUCAAAAAAUCAAAAUUUUUGAUAAUCUGUUUAUUUCCUCAUUGACUUUCUCUUUAAAGAAAAACAAACAAAAAGAAAGUAGAAUGAUUUGCUCAAUGAUUGAACAUUCCAAAACUACCAACAAAGUGCUAUUAACCACAAUGGUGAAUUUUUAUAACAAAUGUGAAGACUAUGAUAAGGCAAUUGAAAUUACUAGAAACGUUAGCAGUGAUGGAUUGGAUACAACUUCAUAUAAUUGUUUAAUUCAAUCCUAUAUUGGAAAAAGUGAUUUAAAUAGAGCAAUAGAGAUGCUUGCUGAAAUGCAACAGCAAAAUAUUUCACCCGACUCGGCCACAUUUACAAUUAUUUUAACUGCUUGUGCUGACAGUAAGAAUUACGAACAAGGGUUGAAAGUACUUUCGCUUAAGAACAAAAUCAAGCACAUCACUAUUAGGAUGUUGAAUGCAAUGAUUAAUUUCUAUAACAAAUGUGAAAAAUUUGAUAAGGCCAUUGAAUUAUUUGAGAGCGUUACAAAAGAUAGAGUAGAUACCACAUCAUAUAAUUGUGUAAUUCAAUCCUAUAUUGGAAAAGGUGAUUUAAAUGGAGCAAUAGAGAUACUAGCUGAAAUGCAACAUCUAAAUAUUUCACCCGACUCGGCCACAUUGACAAUUAUUUUAACUGCUUGUGCUGACAGCAAGAAUUAUGAACAAGGAUUGAAGGUGUUAAAUAUAAUUGGAGAGAACAAGACAUCAAAUAAUCAUUCGAUAACCUCAAUGAUUAAUUUCUAUAACAAAUGUGAAAAAUUUGAUAAGGCCAUUGAAUUAUUUGAGAGUGUUUCAAAAGAUAGAUUAGAUACCACAUCAUCACAACUGUUUAAUUCAAUCCUAUAUUGGAAAAGGUGA
Messenger RNA from Naegleria gruberi, 1368 nucleotides. RefSeq lists its product as uncharacterized. NCBI's taxonomy places the organism in Eukaryota, Heterolobosea, Eutetramitea, Acrasida, Naegleriidae. Gene Ontology annotation, biological process: RNA modification. Bases 1 to 1368 code for a protein of 455 amino acids. The transcript has a single exon. The record is from RefSeq and is a predicted model, not a curated record. Gene Ontology annotation, molecular function: protein binding; RNA binding.